AUUUAAUGUCACCGCUGCCGCCCGAAGGACGGCGGUGCGAACGAGCUCUCGUCGCCGCUGGACGGCCCUUCGUAGCCAUAGCAACCUUCCUGCACGCCAGCCGAUCACACAAGCAUCCUUCGAUCCAUCCCUCUCUGCUCGUGUCUCUCUCUUUCUGUGCGUCUCGUCUGAUUGCUGACCUUGGCCUGUUCCACGAGGUGGUCGCCCACCGCCCGCAGUCCGUCGAUCUGCUCCUUGAUAUCGCUGAACUGGCGCCGCAGCUGCUGAGCCGUCUUCAACACUGCCGCACGGUUGCACCCCGGGCCAGUCUACACACACACAACACCAGACCCGACAGCCAUUCAUUCAUUGAGGGGCGGAUGAGUGGGUGCGUGCGCUGUCCGGGUGCGGUGCCUGUUGGUGGUCUUCUUCCGUGUCUGUGGUGCCCCCCAAGACGAGGUCGGCCUUGUGCAGUUCGUUCUCGAGCUGUCCGAUCUUCAUGUGGGUCUCGUGGAAGGCCCGCUCGUUGGCCUGGCAUCGCUCCAGGUCCCCUCGCAAGGCUGAGAUCUCCUCGUGCAGGGCGGCCUUCUCGGCCAUGCACUGACGCAAAUACGCCUGCACACAGAGACAGAGACACAGAGACAUGGAGAGACAGAGAGGGAGGAUCGGUUGUCUGACAUCCACUCACGAAGGUACCUGUGCGUCAAGGUACUCGUCAGGCCUUUCUGGCCCCUCUAUCAGCUCUCUCCCACCCACACCACCACCACCCCUUUCGUCACUGUCAUACGCCUCUCCCCCCUCUCCAGGCUCUCCUUCCACCCCCACCUCACCCACGAUCUCCUCGCCCUCGCCCACAAGCCCAUCGUCCCACUCGUCAUAAUCGCCCACGUACUCCUCCUCCCUGCCCAUGUCUAUGUCGUGUCUCAUGUGUCUGAUGUCUCUCGGCUGCUGUGGAUACUGCUGCUGCUGUUGUGUGUGGUGCAGGCGCCAUCCCUGGUAGUCUCUGGGCCUGGGUAGGGGGAUGGAGGGGUACGUGUGGGGGUGGAGGGGCGGCCGGGGGUAGAGGGGGUCGCCCGGGGACAAGGGCGCGUGGGAGGUGUCAUGCAAAUCACGCUGUCAGCGGGAUAGAUGGAUGGAUGGAUGGAAACACAGGCAGAGAGAGACAGAGAUCGACCACACACACACACACACACAGACACACACGCCUCGCGGAUGUGGAGAGAUGUCCAUGCUGACCUGAUGUGCGUGUCUCUGCCUCUUGUGCGUUAGUCUGACUUACCACGGCCUGUUGGUGUUUCGGCUUCGGGCUAAGAAGGUUGUCCCUCAUAUACUGGGGGCCGGGCACAUUGGCGCUCAUAUAGAAGGGGCUCUCGUCCGUCGGCCGGCCGGCCGCCCGUGUGUGGGGCAGCGCAUUCCAGAACCUCUUGCACGGCCGCUCCCCUUCAUGGUCAGGGAUGCACGGACAGUACUUGGGAUGGACGUCACUGCGGGGCAAUGGCUCUUCACCCAUCGCCCGCUUCUUGUGGGCCUUCUGCUGCUGCGGGCGGGACGGGGGCGGGGCUGCUCUGCGGAGGGGCUCGGCAAUGAGGCGGGCGGACUGGUCUAGCAGGUCGAUUGUCACGCCGAUUUCCUGUGAAAUGCACACACACAAAGUUGGGUGUAAAAUGGCGCAGCGUGGCUGGACUGACCUUUUGGAUGUCGCGGACGUCAUCCAUAGAGCUUCGUUCCCUCAUGUCCUCGCCAUCCAGCCACCAUGCCAUCCCGCCAGGACGCUUUGAUGCAGUCUCCUCACACACGCCACCCUCCUCACCCCCACCACCACCACCACCCCCACCCCCACUCUCACCACCAGAAAGGCCACAUAUGCGCCGCCCGGCCACCUCUAUCUCACCCCCAAUACUCCGAAGCCGCGCCAGCUUCUCAACAACAGUCGAUCUCAACGCGCCGAUCAGCGCCUUGACAUGCGAGCAGUCUGCCAGCCGGUUCAGAUUGUCAGCGAUGACGUCCAGGUACAUGGCCUCCUCUCGGGCAUCCCAGAGUGACCGCAAGAAGUAGGCCAUAGCCGAGCUGGCGGCCGAAUGGAGGAGGGCGGUGCGUGCGCGUGCGUGUGUGGGAGGGGGCGAUGGGCGUGGGGGGGUAGGCUCGUUGUGGAAGGCGUGCUCGAGGAUCUGGUUGCGCCGCAUGAUGAUCUCGCUGAGAUGACUGAGAGGGGACAUAGAUGCAUCAAGGAAUGCGUUGGUGUCUUUUGCCGUUUGUCUUUGUCUGUCUGCGUCACCGACCGCUGUAGCUCGUUGGCAAGGCUGAUGAGAAGCCGGUCGAAGCCCGUGAAGGGGGUCGCAACGCCGGCCGGCUGCACACACACACACACACAGAGAGAGAGAGAGAGACAUGGAGACACAGAAGGGAUGAAAGCCCAAAGCCCAUAUAUCCUCUCUCUCUUCCUCUUUCUUCUCUCUCUCUGUCUGACCAAGUUGAAGUCAGCUCUUCUCUUGUACACAUCCGGCGGCCCCCAGUACCACUGCGGCACUGGGCCAGUCGGCCGCCAGAAGGGCACCAGCUCAUCUUUGCCGUUCUUGAUGUACCCCUUGGGCGCCCCGCGAGGAUGCACCUUCUCCGGGCGGUGCCACAGCGGCGUCCCGGCAGGACCCUCGCGCGGCGGGGGCUGAGGCGCCUUGUAGUGCCGUGUGUAUGGGGGUCGCUUCCUCAUGUCGUCCUCUCUCUCUUUCUUGUGCACUUGUAUGCGUGUGGUGUGGGUCAUGCGUGUGCGGAUGGGCGUGACCCGUGUGCCGAAUGAAGGCGUGACCAGCACCUCCUCUUGCUGUCGCUGCUCUGGGGGUGUCACCGGCCUUCUCGGGGGCACACGGUACGCGUGUGUCUGCGGCCGGGGUGCUGCUGCUGCCGGUAGUGGGGGUGUGGCUGUGACUGGUGGCUGGUAUCUGCGGACCAAAGGGCUCGAUUUGGUCCGCACUGGCGGCGGGACCGUCACCGGCCGAGAGACCAUCAUCUGAGGGGAGGAAACCGCACGCGACGGCGCCUUGUGUCUCACAGCAGCCGAUUUCGCUGCUGCCGAGACAGACGGAGGGGGCGAGCGAGGUGGCCACUGCCAAUGUUGUUGUUGUUGCUGCUGCUGCUGCUGGUACUGCUGGUAUGGCUGGUACUGGACCCUUGCAGGCAGCUGUUUAGGCGGGGACUCGGCCCUUCUCGCCUCUGCCUCCUUUUCCCUCCGUGCCCUCUCUGCCAUCAUUUUUUCAACCUCGGUGUCUCCCGAUGCGCCUCUCUUGUCAGUGGGCCACCGCUCCUGAAGGUAGUAUUCGGGCGAGUCGCCCCUUUUUCUGUCCUGGCCGAAGGGCGCCCGCUGCUUGUAGGUGAAGGUGUCCAGGUUGGGCCUGGUGAAGAGCUUCGUCUUCUCCAGGUCUCGGUACAGCCGCGCCAUGUCGCACUCUGGCUCCUGGGCUGGCCUGGUGCGUGCAUGGCUGGGUGAAUGUGGCCUAACCACCACCUGCCCGUACGCCUGGUCCUUCCUGGGCUGAACAGGGGGAGACCAGAUCUUGCUCAGCGUCUUGGCGGGAAUCUUCUUGCCCGGGUGGGAAGCCUUGCUCGGCCGCCUCUCCCUCCGCGACACGGUCACCUUGGCAGGCCCCGUCUCCUCGGCAACCGGUGCAGGGGGCAUGCACAAGACCUGCUGCUCCCUGCUGGGAAGUGUGGGAAGCGUGAAGUGCGCCACAGGAGGGCCGAUAUGCGGGAAGACCAUGUGUGCGGGAGGCGGGGUGGGAGGUGGGGUGGGCAGCGCCGGGAAGAGGUGUGGUCUCGGUGGGGGCGGGAGGGGCGGUCGAUACGGGAACAGCGGCACGGCAGGCGGCUGUGGAGGCCGGGGAAUGGACACAGGCAUAUCCACGCUCGAUGUGUGCCCCGUUGAAGCGGUCCUCUGCGGGCCAAACUCACCAACAGCAACUGGCGGCCGCACAAACACGGGGGGAGGCCGUGGAAGGGGCACGACACCAGAUGGAGGAGGCAGCACGUGGGGCACUGCCUGUGGCGGGAAGGCCGGCACUGACGGAGACGGAGCCAACGGCCUCAUGGGAUGGAUAGCAGAAGACGGCUGCAUCGGGACGAGUGGCGGGUGCGGCAUCGGGGGGAGGGGCGGGUGCGGCGCAGUGGUCAGCCGGCCGACAGCAGGAGGCGGCGUGUGGGAGAGGGUGACGGGCAUCGGUGGAGGCACCGUCACUCUCGGGGGUGGCGGGGGCGUGACGCUUCUCAUCUUGGUGGUGGUGAUGCUGACUUUGUUGGUGUGGCUCGUCUGCUCCGUCCCGUGAGGCGUGACCACGCUCUCCUUCUCCGGCAGGUGGAACAGCACCCGGCUCACAUAGCUCUCGGGAUCGGUCUCGAUGAACAGGUUGACGUCUUUGCCCCCCUUCACAUGGAACUUGCCCUGCGCGUGCUGCAUGACGAUAGCCCGGUUCGCGGCCGCGUCGAAAGCCGUCAUCUGGCCGUUGUUCGCCGCUGGAUAGGGCGGCAUUUGUUGCUUGUUUGCUUGCUUGAGUGACUCGAACGACGGAAAUGAGUGACCCUGAGUCACGGGAGAGAAGGGGACCGAAGAGAGAGAGGUGACAAAAAAGGCAGAAAGAGGCUUUUCUGGCCAUGCUGCUCACCUGAGACGACGCGCCUCCAGCCAACAAGACAGGCUGCGCCGAUCCCUUCGUCCCUUGCUCUCAGUCAGAGUCUUCAGCUCACAGCAUACGCAACCUCGCGUGGAUGAACCGUUGCCUCGCGCGUUGAUUGAGGCUCACAGACACUGCUGCGCC
Molecule: messenger RNA, 4781 nt
Organism: Vitrella brassicaformis
Lineage: Eukaryota; Vitrellaceae
Source: the annotation of a GenBank genome assembly